AUGGCAUUCCAAUACGUACUAACCUUCACACUUUUGGUAGUAGAAAUGGCUCUCUUUGCGCUAAUUUCAUUCCCUCUGCCAUCCAAAUUCCGUCGUCCCUUGUUACAAACGCUAUCAACGCCCUUCAAUUCACCCCAAGUUCAAAUGGUUUUGAGAUGCGUGUUUGUCUUCAUUGGUAUUAUGUUUGCAGACUCGGUCAAUAGGACUAUGAAGGUGGGAAACGAAUUGGCUGGUGAUUUGGUCACUGGUGGUGUCACAAGAGCUGAAAUUCAGUCGAGAAAGUUCUAUUCCCAGAGAAACAUGUACCUCUGUGGAUUUACCUUAUUUUUGUCUCUCAUUUUGAACAGAACCUAUAAGAUGGUGUUCGCUUUACUUGCAAUGAAAGAAAAGGAAAGUAAGUUGAUGAAUGAAAGUAAGGUUGAUGAAAAACUACACGAGGAAAAUGAAAAAUUAAGGUUAAAGAUCAAAGAGUUGGAAAAAGAAAAGGAAAACUUACUCAAGAAGUCCAAGGCAUUGUCUGAUGAAUAUUAA
Molecule: messenger RNA, 531 nt
Organism: Pichia kudriavzevii
Lineage: Eukaryota; Fungi; Ascomycota; Pichiomycetes; Pichiales; Pichiaceae
Exons: 1
Coding region: 1-531 (176 amino acids)
Biological process (GO): intracellular protein transport; endoplasmic reticulum to Golgi vesicle-mediated transport
Cellular component (GO): endoplasmic reticulum membrane; endoplasmic reticulum
Source: RefSeq, a predicted model, not a curated record